Molecule: messenger RNA, 3327 nt
Organism: Cygnus olor (mute swan)
Lineage: Eukaryota; Metazoa; Chordata; Aves; Anseriformes; Anatidae
Product: zinc finger protein 835-like
Exons: 4
Coding region: 464-3286 (940 amino acids)
Biological process (GO): positive regulation of reciprocal meiotic recombination; regulation of transcription by RNA polymerase II
Cellular component (GO): nucleus
Molecular function (GO): DNA-binding transcription factor activity, RNA polymerase II-specific; histone H3K4 methyltransferase activity; RNA polymerase II transcription regulatory region sequence-specific DNA binding
Source: RefSeq, a predicted model, not a curated record
UUGCCGCCAGAGGGCCCUGGCAAUUGUGCAGAGCUCUUUUCCCUUCUCUCUCUCUCUCUCUCUUUUUUUUAAUUCCUUCCUUCCUUCCCUUUUUUUUUUUUUUUUUUUUUUUUAACUCUCUUGUUGCCCAGGAUAUUGGAGGGGCUGGGCUUGCGGCCACCGCUCCCUGUGGCCCUCGCACCCCGGGGGGGACACCCAGCCCCCUGCCCCUCUGUGCUGUGUUUUGGGGGGAAAAGAAGGGUUUUUUUUCAAGGCAGGGUGGGGGGCAGAAAGUGGGGCACCUCCAGGCUUUGUCGCCAGCACCUCCCGAGCCGGAGACCACAGCAGGAUGGAAAAACCACCCAGGAAAAUAAAUGAAGCAGGAUGAACUGCCAGGGAAAAAAAAAAUGUAGGAGGGAUCCGCGGUGUGCGCCUGAAAUCGCCCUUUUAUUCCUGACAUCAGGGGGGGCUCGCGACGCCAGCCAUGGAGCACUAUGUGCUGCUGGACCCGCGACAGCGAGCGCUGUAUCGCGACGUGAUGCAGGAGAGCUACGAGACGCUGAUGGCGCUGGAAUUCCCUGUUUCCAAGCCCAACCUGCUGUCCCGCCUGGCCCACGAGGAUGAACCAACAGCCCUGGAUCUCCACGUACCCAAGGAUGCCCCGUCUGGAGGUGAGCCCCCGCAUUGUGCCUUGAUCGUGGCACAAAAAAGCUUGGGGUUGGCUCCUGCUGGUGGCUUUCCCCUACCUGUGGACAUCUCCGUUUUGGGGAGAAAGAUGCUGGGAUGGCCAGACUGCAAUGCCAGUGGGAUGUCCUGGACGAAAUGGAAAUGCCAAAGCCCCUUUGCAGUCAGCCAAGAGGAAGAGGCGUUUUUUGGGUGGCCCAGAGAGAAAUGGCGGUGCGGUGGAGGUGACAGUGAUUUAAUUACUGCAUUAAUGCUGGUGGCAGGGGGGUGGGAUGGGGAUCAGCUCCCAUGGAGAUGCUUCCCCAGAAGAAGGUGUGAAAUAAAACGAGGAGGAAUCCCUCCCUGCCCUCCAUUUCAUCUCCCCAGCCCCGGCAGAGACAAAAUCUCCUGCCUGGGUCGUGUCUGUCUUUCCCUGUGCCCCACAGAGGACGGAGCACGAGCGGAGCAGGAACCCACCCGAGAAGAAACUGCUGAGAAAGAGCCCGAAGCAACAAAACCCACGGGUGAGGAGCAUCCCUCGAGCCCGGCCGAGGCCGCGGCAAAGGCGGGCAGGAGCGGGGAAGCGCCGCUGCCGCAGCGGGACCCCCAGCCCGGCAACACGUGCGGCGAGUGCGGCAAGAGCUUCAGCCACAAGUCGGCCCUGGUGAAACACCAAAAAAUCCACAGCGGCGACCGCCCGCACGAGUGCCCGGACUGCGGCAAGGGCUUCAUCCAGCGCUCCGACCUCACCAUCCACCAGCGGGUCCACACGGGCGAGCGGCCCUACGCCUGCCCCGACUGCGGCCGCCGCUUCAGCGUCAGCUCCUCGCUGCUCACCCACCAGCGCACCCACGCUCCCGGCGGGGAAAAACCCAACCGGUGCCCCCAGUGCGGCCGCAGCUUCGCCGACCCGGGGGCUCUCGACCGGCACCAGAAGAGCCACCUGGGUGGGAAGCCCUACGAGUGCGGGGUGUGCGGGAAAGCCUUCGCCUGGAGCUCCCACCUCGAGCGCCACCGGCGCAUCCACACGGGCGAGAAGCCCUUCCAGUGCGCCGAGUGCGGGCGAGCCUUCGCUUGGAGCUCCCACCUCGACCGCCACAUGCGCACCCACGCCGCCGCCGCCGCCUCCGAGGAGGAGGAGGACGGCGAGGAGGAGGAGGAAGAGGCCCCGCCGCCGCCCCCCCCAGAAAUGCGCCGACUGCGGCAAGCGCCUCAACCACCAGACGGACCCGCAGCGCUUCAAGCACAAGGGCACCCAGACGCCGCCGGCCGGGGACGAGCCCGCCGGCAGCCCCCCGCGGCCCCACCGCUGCGAGCAGUGCGGCAAAAGCUUCGGCCACAGCUCCAACCUCCUCAAGCACCAGCGCGUCCACACCGGCGAGCGGCCCUACCCCUGCCCGGAUUGCAAACGCUGCUUCCGUUGGGGCUCGGCCCUGGCCAAGCACCAGCGCACGCACGCCCGGCAGCAGCAAAGCGGCGAGGCUGCCAAACCGUGCGCCGAGGAAAGCGGCGCUGGAGGAAAACCCUACCCGUGCGGGGCUUGCGGCAAGAGUUUCGGCUGGGUCUCGCACCUGGAGCGCCAUCGGCGCAUCCACACCGGGGAGAAACCUUUCUGCUGCGGGGAAUGCGGGCGAGCCUUCGCCGUCAGCUCCCACCUGGAGCGGCACCGGCGGGUGCACACGGGCGAGCGGCCGUACCGCUGCGGCGACUGCGGCAAGAGCUUCGCCGUCAGCUCCACUUUGAUGGCCCACCGCCGCACCCACGCCGCCCAACCGGGCCGGCCCCACGCCUGCCCCGAGUGCGGGAAGGGGUUCAGCACCCCGGCCAGCUUGGAGAGGCACCGGCGGCUCCACCGCGGCGAGAAACCCUACCAGUGCGGCGUCUGCGGCAAGGGUUUCGCUUGGAGCUCCCACUACGACCGGCACCGGCUCACCCACACCGGCGAGAAGCCCUUCUCCUGCGCCCACUGCGGCAAGUGCUUCGGCCGCAGCUCGCACCGCAACCGGCACCAGCGGGCCCAUGCCCAGGGCGGCCCCGAGAAGCGCCAUGUCUGCCCCGAGUGCGGCAAAGCCUUCGGCCUCGCCACCGCCCUGGCUGCUCACCAGCGACUGCAUGCCACCGGCAGCGGGGGCCUCAGCAGCCUCUCCUUGCUGCCGCCCUCGUGGUGGGAAGGAGAGAGGCCGGGGGGCACGCCGACACCCCCCGAGCUCUGGCCGGAGGAGACCGGCUCCAUUUUCCAGCAGCACCCAGUGCCUUCCUCCUCCUCCUCCUCUUCCUCCUCCUCCACGGCCCCCAGGGGCUGGGCUGCCAAAGCUCUCCUGCCCCCCAGCGUGGCGUGGAGGCCUGGGGAGGGGGACGCCCUGCAAAGCGAUGCCGCAGCCCCCCAAGAGCCUUGGGCGUCCCCGCCUCCCCCCAGCUCCUGAGACGGAGUCAAAAUUUGGGGUGGGUGGGGGGACAGAGCCACCCUCUGCCUUUGGGGACGCCCCGCUGCUGGGGUGGGGGGCUCGCCUGUCCCCCCCCCCCCCCCCCAUCCCCUGGCAGGGGGUGCAAAGGGGCUGUUUGGGAGCUGGGAAGGGGGUCUAGGACACCUUGGCAUGUGGGGGGGGGGGUUAGGAUGGAAGUGGGGGGGGUGAAGUGGAGGUAGGGAGAGGGGGCACACGGAGGGAGAGCGGGGUGGGGGUGGAU